UUAGUUCUAAAGGGGCAGCGCUCCGAGUUGGUUUCAUCUGUCACACCAUUUACCAUUCAUAUAUUUCAUAUAUUUUUUGACAAAAAAAAUAUAUAUACACCCACUAGUUUUGGUAAAAAUCACAGUAAUUAUUGUUGCAAUAAGUGGAUUAAAAAAAAAUAUAGCCUACCGAUCACUUUCAUACCUGAACACAUUGUAUUUUUUUCUCUUUUAAGUUAAAUGUCAUCGAUUAAAGCAUCGUGGAUUUAAUAACUAGUGACUGUUGUUUAUUGUGAGACUACGUGCGGGAUAUUGCACGAUAUAAUAAUAAUAAUGCCACUGAUCCUCAUGAUAGUGAUUGAUAAAUUAAGAGGAUUUAUUUAUUUUUGGUUUUGUAGUGAUAACUGUGAGCAGCAACUUUGUGUUAUUUAAAUCUUAUCAGUCAUAGUGAGUGCUUAGGUAACAAGAGUAUUAUCAACAGCAACAACAACAACAACAACAACAAUAACAAUAGUGAUUAUAUUUGAUCUUGGUGGAUGUUAAUCGUGGUGGUGGUGGUAGUCGUUGUUGUUGACGUUGAAACUAGCGUAGGGAAAUACACGUUGAGAGAUAGAUCAAGUGUGCAACGGGGAUUGUGUUGCUCGUCUCGUAGUGCUAUUAUCCGCGUCCGGAUCGCUGAGUCAGUCGGAUAUCGGAGUUGCCCAGACCCCUGAGAUGGUCGUAGCCGUACAAGUAGUGGUAGUUGUUCGAGUAGUUGAGUAAUGCUUCCAGCACGAGGGUCGACUUACCCUCGAUCGUUUAAAGAGAAAAAUAUAUAGAAAUAUAUCCCGGGCCAUUUUUUUUCCUUAUACUUUUACUCUCUCACUCGUUAAAUUAUUUUUUGUUAUCAAUAAAAUUCUUCAUAUAUAUAUAUAAAUAUAUAGUUUUUGUGAAUUUACAAUUGGGGUGUAUGACCGAACGGCAAUAGAAAUAACACGAGAGUGAGAAUUAAAAAAAUGAUAAUACGAGGGUAUCUAAGUUACUCGUGAGACGUGGAGACGAGCUGAUUGUUUAUUGAAACCACCAACAUACACGAUAUGUCGUCUGUAAAUAAUGGAUUGGGGAGUGCAUCCGCGAUGGAUAUAGCGACAAACAUUGCAGCUCCAAAAGGAGUCUGCCGAUUACAAAGAAUACAAAGAUGGACGAGGAGAUCGUGGUUAGUUAUGACAGUAUGCUGUUGGAUGACGAUCGCAAGAUGUGCUGUUGCGACAAACUCGUCAGCAGGUCCAUCGACGUUAAGGCCGGCAACGACCGAGAUAGUUUAUCAGAGAUUUGCAAUUGAGCCGCAGGAUCAGACAGCUGUUAUCGGCAGUCGGGUUACACUUCCAUGUCGAGUACUUGAUCAAAAAGGUCCCAUUCAGUGGACCAAAGAUGACUUUGGCCUUGGUGCUGUAAGAAAUCUCACUGGAUACGAACGUUACGCUAUGAUUGGUAGUGAUGAAGAAGGUGAUUUUUCACUACACAUAUUCCCGGUGGAAUUGGAGGACGAUGGAAAAUAUCAGUGUCAAGUGUCACCUACAGAUGACGGUCAGCCAGGUCUCAGAUCAAGGUUUGCUCGAUUGAGUGUUCUUGUACCACCACAAAAGCCGAAAAUCCUUCAGGGUGACUUUCUAGUUACUACCGAGGAUCGAGAGCUUACCAUGGAAUGCAUUAGUGUCGGUGGAAAGCCAGCAGCGGAUAUUACUUGGAUCGAUGGUCUUGGCAAUGUAUUACAUAAUGGAAUUGAAACAAUCACUGAGAAAUAUGAAGAUGGGCCACUUUUUACAGUAAGGUCUAUUUUAAAAGUAAUGCCACGUAAAGAACACGAUAAUACAACGUUCACUUGUCAAAGUCAAAAUGCUGCGGAUCGUACACCGCUAAAUGCUAAAUUACGUGUUGAGGUACGUUAUGCUCCAAAAGUAUCGUUGAAAAUCAGUUCAGGUUUGUCCAAGAGCGGGCAAAUAAUCGAAGGUUCCGAAUUAAGAUUCAAAUGCCGUGCUGAAGCUAAUCCACCAGACAUGGAGUAUAGGUGGUAUAUAAACGAGAAAACGGUAAUCGGUGACUAUACGACAGAGAUGAUAAUCCAUAAUGCCACACGGGAACUCCACGAUGCUAUCGUAAAAUGUGAAGUUCACAACGAGGUCGGCAAGAGCGAGGAAACGGAAACACUGGAUAUAACUUAUGGACCACAAUUUCGACGUCCACCAAUAUCUGUUGAAACGCAUUACGGUGCAACAGAGAUACUGCAAUGCGACGUGGACGGUAAUCCGACUCCCGAAAUUCUAUGGAUUCAUGAAGAAUCAGAUCGUACUGUAGCGACAAGUCCAAACAUAAGCGUUGUCGUGAGUCCUGAAACAGCUGGACGUUAUUACUGUAAAGCCCAUGUACCUGGUUUUCCUCAACUUAUCGGCUAUGCCAACAUCUUGAUUCGCGCACCACCGAGCAUCGUAUCACAAAGAAUCCAAUAUGUACCCGACGAAGGAGUAGUAAAGGUUAAAUGCACCGCAAUAUCAGUGCCAAAAGCUGAGUCUGUUGUAUGGAGUUUUGCUGGUCGUGAGCUUAAUUUCUCGUUCAACAAUACACCCUUCUACGUACAAGAAGAGUACACACCAGAAAGAGUUGUCAGCACUGUUACACUUUUAGAGCCCAUAUCUACAUAUUUCGGGGAUUACAAUUGUACUGUUACAAAUAGCUAUGGCACAGAUACUGUCAUCAUUAAACUCACUACGCGUGCGUUGAUUCCAGUUGAUUGGCAACUUAUCCUGAUAAUCGUUGGACUGGUCGUCUGCAUUAUCCUCAUUGGCGUCAUCGUUAUUUUGAUACUACACUGUCGAGAUCGUAUAAAACAACCACGCCCGAGAUCUACUCAAGCUCAAGAGAAUGAUUUGCAAGAAACAGACUCAAAUCCAGAUCGUUACCGUGAAAGUGAUCGAAGCAGUAAUCUGUCGGACGUUAAAGCAGAUAUACGUGCUGGAUCUAGCGUGAGCAACGCCGAGAGCGUGACUGCUCUCGACAGUGAAGGUGAAGGAAGUACUAGGGGUGUAAAUGCUUUAGCUCUUGCUGGCCCAGUACCCAACCCAAUGGGUUAUCGAUACAGCGCCGACUACACGGAACCCUCGUUUCCACCUAAGAACAACGAUGGUAGUAACAAUAAUGGUUACGUACCGUAUGUGGAUUAUUCACGAGACUAUAUGCCGCCCAAUACCCAAGGAAUGGGUGCGUCACGUGAAUCCCUCAGUCGUAUACCCUCAAGUGGUAUAUUAACGUCGAAGAAAAUAGGUCUGAGUUCAGCCAACUUGGGCACUAAUACGACACAGGCAACCCCAAUAAUUGAUCCACGAUUCUCAGCUACAUACGGGAAUCCUUAUCUGAGAAUGUCAGCGGCCGAGCAGCUCAGACACGCUCCCCAUACCGCAAUACCAGGGGUCACACCGGCUCCGCCACCUUACACUCAAGCUAUGCGGAUGAAUAGUUUGAAUACGCUGAAUGGUGCCGGGCCACAGGCACCAUUAUCAGCGCAUUAUAUAACGGGUGGUCCCAAUGGUGGAAUAGCCACAGUAAAACGUACAUCAGGAAUUGGUACGCUGGCAACGCACGUAUGAGAUAAGGACUUUAACUAGAAACUAGUGCGGUUUAGUGACGAUAAUUAUAUUACAACAAUAACUAAUGAGUGUAUUGCGUUUGAUCUUAAUCCCAGUACAAGUGAAUAUUAAUAUAUAAUAUGACUAUUGUGUUGACUUGUUCUUUGACGCGAUUGCCGUCGUGAUCGUCAGAGUUAAGUGCUAUAAAGAGUAGACAAUGGUUUUGAUCUUAUUCAACAACAAGUGAAUAAAUCUGUGCCUUCAUCACCAUCAUCAUCACAUAUAUACAUGAGUAUUUAUAUGGAAUUAACACUCAAUAUCAGCACAGACGUAAAUCCCGGCACAUACGCACUAAUACAUUUAAUUAAAUGCCGUGUGUUGUACAGCAUUUAAGUGUCUACGUUAAUUACGACAAAAUAUCUCUGACUUAUUACACACAUAUAUAUAUAUAUUUGUCAAAGAAAUAGUUGGCAUACUCGACUUGGGAUAUAUACAUAUAUAUGACCAGUGAAAAUCAUCGUAAGCUCAUCCAACAACGAUUUCCCGAUACAUUAAUCGUCUAAUUAAUCAUCAAGGAAUUCAUUAAGUUUAUUUAAUUAACGAUGAUAUGCAAAUGUCAAUCGAUAAUAUCUAUAUGUAUAUUAUUGUAACUAGUGAAUGUCAUUAAACUGUAAAUUUUCCGGGCAAUCGAACUGUCAUAUAUUAACAACGUUUAAGCUCUACAUUAAAAGGGGUAUUUACUUAAUAACUUUGAUACUACAAACAAACACUCAAGACUUUGUAAUUAAUGGAGAUAUUUACUAACGAUUACGCGAUUAUUAUUAUUAUCAUUCACUAUCAUCAUACAAGAUUAUUGAUAAAUUUUAGAUGAUGAUAAUAAUAAUAAUAAUAAUAAUAAUAAUAACAGAAAUUAUAAUUAAUUUCUUGCACUAAAUAAAACAGGAGCUUCUGAAUGAUGUGAGUUAAUUAAAAAAAAAUUAUUAAAUCAAACGCAAUUAAAAUGUGCAAUAGAAUAUUCUCUUUAGAUAUAUAUAUUAUAUAUCUAUAUAUAUGUAUAAUUAGACACGAUAUUGACAAUCUUUGACUUAUUGUCAUGAAUUUCCAAUAAGCAUUUCAUCAGUAACUUUAUUUAAUUUUUUUUUUUAUUAACUCGAAAUAUACGUCAAUUAUUGCCCAAAUAAUCUGAUAUAAUUUUUGUCUAGAUUUAUAAAUAAAAAUUUGGAAAAUCCAAAAGUGCACGCCUCGAACGCUCAUGUUAUGUUUUUUUUUAAAAGUUAAAUUUCGAAUAAAAUUGAACAUCCCGCUCUUUUCCCAUAGAAAUUUCCAUGGUAAAUAUACGGUAAUAAAAGUAAAAAAAAAAAUAAAUAAGGAGAACAUUCCUAAUGAAAAAUGGCGGCAGUGUGUGUUUGUUUACAUGUAAGAUUGCCGGUUUUAACCGUAAUGAUUUAUUUUUAAAAAAACGAGAAGGCCUACAGUAGUGAUUUUUGAAAGGAACCUUCUUUGCUUAUUUCUGAAAAUUUUGAAAAAAAAAUUAAGUAGUUUCGUCAAGUCGUUCUCGAGAUAUCCGUACCACGCCGUUUUUUUGAACCACAGACUAAUGGACGUCCACGAUAAAUUUUUUUUAAUGAACUUUUUUUUAUAUUAAUACAUAUUAGACAAAUUAAAAAAAGUAUCAGGAUUAUUUAUUAGUGUUUCAGCUUUAUAUUGAUGUUUUUUUCAUAAUGUGUAAGAGUAAUAGAAAAAAAAUAUAUGCACUUUAAUGAGUGGAAAUCGUGUGACCUUGACAGGUCGGUUAUAAAGCACAACCUCUCCGCUUCGCUUCCGAGGCGUGCAAUAAUUUCUUUUAUUAAUUAGAUAGAUUUAUUAUCAGAAUUUGGGCAGAAUUUAUUUAUUAAUCUCACGGCAGUUUCCAUUGGCCUGAUAGAUAAAAAAAUGUUUUUUUUUUUAACUUACCAGGCUUUUGCGUUAGUGGGAAUAAUGCAGAAUAAAUAAAUAAAAAAAAGUUAUUAUUAUUUUUUUGAAAUAGCCGUGUUGUCUAUAAAAAAUAUGUAGUUAAGUAAUUUAAAUAAUUAAAUACCUGUUGUCAAUAUAAGUAUAGAGCCUAUAGUUUGAUGGCACUAAAAUAAUUUAUAUUAAAAUAAGCAUGUUCGUGUCGAACGGCUUUGUGUAAAUAAAUGUAUGUAUACACAUAUAUAAAUAUAUAAAUAUAUAUUAGAUAAUAAUUUAAUAAAUAAUAUAGAGAAAAUAAAAAAUUUUAAAUUGCCUAUUAAAUUUGGCAUAAUUAUAUUAUAUUGAAAGCCAGCCACUCUAUUAGAUAUAUUUAUAUGAUAUAUAUAUAUAUAUUUUUUUUUUAAUAAUAAUGAAAGCUACUCGUUAUCGAUGCGCGAUUAAGUAUUCUUUUUUAAACUGUAUUACGUAGCCUCAUGCUAUAAAAUAAUAAUAAUAAUAAUAAUAAUAAUAAUAAUAAUAAUAAUAAUAAUAAUAAUAAUAAUAAUAAUAAUUUAUGCAGCUCAAUGAAGAUUUAAUUUGCGGUGAAAAUUUAAAAAUAAAUAAAUCAAUUGCUAUUAAAAAUUAAGCAAGUCGUCAUUGAGUAAAAAAAAAAAAAUCAGCGUCAAAGUGUCAAUAUUUAUAGAUAUAUAAAUUGUUCAACAAUAAGAGCAAUAUCGCUGAUGUAUGCAUUAUAAAACAGGGUCGUCAAUCAAUUAAUAAAAAAAAAAAUGGAAAAAAAUUGAGAGGCUGCGUAUGACAGUACAAUUGAAUACAAAGGUAAAUAUAGCGAGAAUAAAAUUAAUUGAAUAUUGAACAAGAAUUAAUAAUGCGUUGGGUAUAUGGACUAAAAACGAGUCUCUUUUGAUAAAAAAUUAAUGUGUCUCUGUAAAAUAUUAUAUAAUUAUGUAUGUAUAUAACUGAAAUUAUUGCUCAUCACCGUAUUUCAUAAGUUUAGUUAGAAUUGUGACUGUGAAUCACGGUAACGAAAUCUCAAUCUUUUUUUAACGAGAUUUUCCUGAAAAUUAAAUUUUUUUAAAAAUUUAAUAUUUAUGUAAAUUUAUCGGUGCAUAAGAUGCACUUAAAUAAAAAAUCGUUAAAUGAAAUAUCAAUUGGAAUAAAUAAAUUACAUAUUGUCUUUAAAUUUCGGCUUCCGAUGUGUCUUUCAAUCGAGGCUCUUUAAAUAAAAAUAGAUCAGUAAUUUAAAAGCUAAACUUAAACUACGUGUCAAUAACUGUAAAAGAAAAAUAAUAUAAUUGCGGCAUUAAAAAUAACUAAAAGUCUUGGCUUUAUUAUACGUUGAAUUUAUCGAUUAUGUGUAAUGUUUAUAUAUAUUGAUAACGUUAACUGUUAACUAUUUAAUAUUUUUGUGCAAUUUAAUUGCGCGUUAUUUGCGAAAGUAGGUAUAUAUUUAUGAUCAUAAUAAUAUUAAUUAUUAUUAUUACAGAUAUAUACAGAUAGAUUAUCUGCAAUAAAUUAUAAAAAAUGAAAAAAUAAAUAUUUUGCUUAUUAAAAUUCAAAAAAUCUAGAUACUAUAAUAAAUAUUUAAUAAAUUUUUUUAAAAAUUACACCGGCACACAAAAAAAAAUAAGUUCUCUGUACUUUUGACGGGACCGAUUUAUUCCCAUUUAUUUUGACCCGCUGAAUCCGAAUCCGAGGUCCGUUUAACCCGUACACCCUCAGAUUUUUAGAAAACUUUAAAAAACCUCAAAAAUACACAAAAAUCGACCGUUUUUUAAAUUGAUAAAUUUUUUUAACCCUAACUAAGCAUGAUUUUUAUGUAUUUCGGUCCUCCACAUACUAACCUGAAGUUUAUUUAAAACAUUAGCCAUUUAAAGUCUGAGUAAAUUCCAAAAAACCCCAAAAAAUUGCAAAAAAGCAAAAAAAUUCUUAGUAUUGUGAUGAAAAAAAUUUUAUAGGGCUAAAUAAAUAAUUAUUUUCAUGUAUGUUUAUCUGUCACAUAUAAUUCUCGAACAUCCAUGGCUCAGACAUCUCUAAAAUUUUAAAUAAAUGGCAAAAAUUCCCAAAAAAUCGAAAAAAAUAAAAUUUGGUAUAACAAUAAUCAAUUUUUAAAUCGAAAUAAAUAAAAGAAAUCAUAUUGUUCGAUCUGUGAUAUAUAUAUAAAAAAUAUUUUGGCUUAAACCAUAAAAAAAUUUUAAGUAUGCUUCAAAAAAUUUUUUUCAUCACAACACUAAGAAUUUUUUUGCUUUUUUGCAAUUUUAUGGGGUUUUUUGGAAUUUACUCAGACUUUAAAUGGCUAAUGUUUUAAAUAAACUUCAGGUUAGUAUGUGGAGGACCGAAAUACAUAAAAAUCAUGCUUAGUUAGGGUUAAAAAAAUUUAUAAAUUUAAAAAACGGUCGAUUUUUGUGCAUUUUUGAGGUUUUUUAAAGUUUUCUAAAAAUCUGAGGGUGUACGGGUUAAACGGACCUCGGAUUCGGAUUCAGCGGGUCAAAAUACAUGGGAAUAAAUCAGUCCCGUCAAAAGUACAGAGAACUUAUUUUUUUUUGUGUGCCGGUGUUAUUAAUAAUCUAUUGAAAGACGCACCGACAAACGGAAAAAUAAAUUUUUCUAUUAUUACGAGUACGUAGAAUUAUAAAUGUAUACUAUAAAAAUAAAAGUAAAUAAUUGCAAUUACUGUGACAAACUGGCCUGUGGUAAAAUGUUAAAAUUAGAAAAUUUUAUAUUGUUUUAUUACUCGACAAUUUACGCCUUCUUCACCGCAGGUCAUUAAAUAUUGAUUAAUUGAUUAGUUGUCAAUUAUUAAUUAAAUUAUAUAAAAUUAAUUUACAUUUAUAAUAAAAGUGAUGUCUGAUGCUCAUAAUCGAUUAAACGUCGAUUGUAGAAAAAAUAUAAAAUUUAAAUUUUCAAAAAUUAAAAUUUGAAAUUUAACAAAAUAUAUAUGAAAUGCUACGAAUAUUAUUCGUCCUCCGAAUGAACGCUUCAAUUGAGAUAACUUUUAUUUAUAUUGAAAGCGUAAUUAUUCGAUAGUAAAAGUAAUUAAAUAAUUCUAAUAUUCCGAUUAUAUUAUAAAAUUAGUAAAACUAUUGAGAAUUCAAUUUUAGGCAAUACUAUAUAUAGAGAUUAAAUACAAAUAUAUAUGUAUUAUAUUUGAAUAAUAUUCAUUAUAUUUAAACGCAAAGUUUUCCAAUACGUUGAUACUUUCCAUACUUUAAUAAUUAUACAUAUAUAUAUAACAUAUAAAUUAAAACUGUAUUAGGUUAUUAAACAAAAAGUGUAAUAAUUAUUUGAUAAAGAAAAUUUGUAAUUAUUACAGUGAGAUUGAGCCAGAGCGUUAAAUAUAAAUAAUUCAUUAUUAUUUCAUUAAACAAAAUUUCUAAUGAUUCUACUCAAAAUACUAUCCGGAAAUUUUUCCAAAAAUAUCGUUCUUUGCAUUUAUAAAUCAUCAGAAAGUAUGUGAAUUUUUAGUAAAAGUUAAAUAAAUGAACAAAAAAAAAUACGAAUACUUUUGCGUACUUAUGUGGCAUAAAAAAAAUAUCAACUAUUUUAAAUUUGACUGAAAAAUAUAGUAAAUAAUAUAUAUAAAUACUGUAUAUUUUUCUCAAUGUUAAGCUUUCACGUAUACAGUAGGGUGGGUUGAAAAAAAAACUUUUUUUUUGUUUUUCUUAGCAUGGGGGUAGAAUUUGUACCUUAUAAAAAAAAAAAAUUUUUUUUACUCAACAUUUUGAGGUGGCCCACUCGUUUUUAAAAUAAAUAAUUGAUUAAACGGAGUAGUUCCAACGAAAAAAAUUGUUUUUUACCAAAAUCGUGGAAAACAUCUAAUAAUUGUCGAAUGUAAUUUUUUUCUACUUCACUUUCAUUUUAAUCCAAAAGAAAAUGAUUUUCAUUUUUGAAUUUUUUACUUAAAUUACAAAAAUAAUAGGAAAAAAAUUUUUUCAACUCCUGACUUUCAAUUAGCUUUCAAGGGGACACCCUACAGAUUCUAGAACACCAUGUUUUUUUUUUCGUUGGAACUACCCCGUUUGAUCAAUUAUUUAUUUUAAAAACGAGUGGACCUCAAAAUGUUGAGUAAAAAAAUUUUUUUUUUUAUAAGGUACAAAUUUUACUCCCAUGCUAAGAAAAACAAAAAAAAAGUUUUUUUUCAACCCACCCUCGUAUACAGUAUAAUUAUUUCUCUACAGUGAAAAAAAAAAUAAUGUAUUAUAUAAAUAUAAUGUCAUUUUAUUUAUAAACUGUUAUUUAUAUUAAUAUCUUCGUAAAAUAAUAAUAUUAUUUUAAAAAAAAAUAAGUAAUGCAGAAAAUUUAAAAAUGUAGAGAUAAGAAAAAAUUUUGAGAAUCAAAAGAAACUUAAAUCACUGGAUUAAAUGUAAAUUGGUCAUUAAACGAAAAUUAAUUAACGUAUGAAAUUACUAUAGUAUUUUAAAAUAAAAUGGCCCGAGUACAAAAUGUAAAACAUAAUUUAUGACGAAAAAAAAAAAUAUAAAAAUACAAUUAGUUUACAGUAUAAAGCUUAGCACAACAAUUUAGUUGUAAAUUUAAUAUAAUUUGAAUAUUAACUAAACUGUACAACGUUAAAUAUUGCGCAUUCUUAAACUAUUUUAAAAUUAACGCGAACACAUUUGAAAUUGUUUUUGUUUAAGUAUUUAUCAAGUUUUUCUUUUCUUCCUUUCUCUGCUUUUACGAUGUUUUGAAACUAUUCGAGUUAUUGCGUUCCAGUCGAGUUUCAUCUACAAUGCAAAUAUAUACACAUAUAUACACGUACUAUAACUGACAAUAGAAAGGGCCAUUUAAUACUUUGGCGCUGUUCCAUGCAGUCAAGUUAAUUAGCUUUCAAAUUCCCUAAAUAAAUAAAUACAUAUAUAUAUAUAUACUGUCAAUUAGUGAAAUGACCAAAAUAAGACUGUUAAUUAUAUUAUUUUUACACAGGUUCAAAUCUUGCUCUUUAAAUCCAGCACUAUCGUUUUUUUUACCUCAAUAAAAGUUCACUCACUUUUAAAUUUAUCAAAAAAGUCAAAAACUUUAAAGAUUUAUUUAUUCUUUUUUUUUACUCAAUACUCUUGUAAUUAUUCAAAAUUAGUAAUAUCAGUGUAAAAAGAGAGAGAGUUAAUUGAUUUUAUAUUAAAAACUUAAAUUAAUCUAUGAGUAAUGUACAGUGCGCGAAAAUUUAUCAGAAAAUAUAAAUUAAAAUGUAUGAAAGAAGAUAAGUGAAUUCAAAGCAAUUUUGUAACAUUAACUGUUGAAAAUAUUGAGAGAGCAUUGAUUACAAUAUUGUAUAAUAAUAAUAAUGAAUAAGCUAAAGGUAGCGCCCCUCCGACUAUGCCUUGUAAAUAUGCUGACUUUACCAAUCAGUAAUAAAUAAAAAAAAAAAAAAUAAUAAUAAUAA
Messenger RNA from Microplitis mediator, 10905 nucleotides. RefSeq names its product irregular chiasm C-roughest protein-like. The transcript is spliced from 13 exons. Gene Ontology annotation, cellular component: cell-cell junction. Lineage: Eukaryota; Metazoa; Arthropoda; Insecta; Hymenoptera; Braconidae. The record is from RefSeq and is a predicted model, not a curated record. Gene Ontology annotation, molecular function: cell adhesion molecule binding. The coding region runs from base 1056 to 3599 and encodes 847 amino acids. Gene Ontology annotation, biological process: cell-cell adhesion.